AUGCAAGCGCGUGUCCGCUAAUACAGCAUUUUGUCUGGUACCAUGGUCGAGAACGAUACGGACAUUGUUCGCAACGCGAAAUCUAAAAAAAAGUCGCUGCUCGAAAGGUAUGAUGUACCGGUCGAGCAUCUCUCGUAUGAAUACAUUUCCGAAUGCACGAACGGAAAAAAGAUGGAACGCAUAGUAACUAUACUGCGUUCCGGGGAAGAAGGAUGUUAUCCGGAUUUAACGAGACACGCGGAAGAACGCUUGGCCGUUAUCAAACCAACUAGUGCACUUUUAAAAACAUCAGAACCAAUUCUAAUGCGAAAUAUGUUGUUACCGAACGAACGCAAGGAACUUGAUAAGGAUAUUAACGAUUGGACGACUGAAAUGCAGAUUCGUGAAAAAGAUUUGGAGGAAGGAAAAAAUAUUCUGACAGAUACUCUUCCCCAACCGGAUAUCCGGCAAUUUAACGAAGAAUCUAUAAAAAAGAACGAUGUUACGAAUUCGAAAAAUACUUCGCAAAGCAAACGAAUCGUUUCGUGCGAUUACGCCGCUUGGGACAAAUACGACGUCGAUACUGAAUUAAACAAAAUUGAUAUAAGAGACGAACAGGUGCAGGUUAAAGCGAAGAGGUUUCAACAAAAGCAAAAAGAAACGGUUGAGAAAAAGAAACUCGAAAAGCAUACGAUUAUCGACAAAUCGUCACUAACCGGAACCGAAUUAGAUGUGAUGGCAGAACAGGAAAGGGAAAAAGGAAAUGAGGCUUUUAGGGCUGGAGAUUACGAGGAAGCUCUGGAGCAUUACAAUACCAGUAUAAAAAUGAAUUCAAGCUUGGUUGCAUACAACAACCGCGCGAUGACGUACAUUAAACUUCGACGUUACGUCAAUGCCCUCCACGAUUGUAAUAAGGUACUUAGCGUAGAAUAUACAAAUAUCAAAGCUCUUCUUCGUCGAGCUAUCACCUUCGAGCAUCUUGAAAAACCUUCUCAGGCAUUGGAAAAUUAUGAAGCAGUUUUGAAAUUGGAACCUACCAAUGCCGUAGCAAUUGCUGGUGUGAAAAAGUUGAGAAAACCUUGCGAAUCUAGAAAAAUAAGAAUGACUAUUGAAGAGCAGACAGAAGAUAUGAACGAAGAACCAAAAUUAAAUAAAAUUGAAGAGAAGAGAAUUUACAGCUCACAAAUUGAUUCAAAAUUAAAUAGAGCAAAUAGUAUAUGUUACUGCGAUAGAGCACCAGGGCCGUCGCAAAAUUUGAGACCUAGGCCCCAUCUAAAAGCUGACUAUUGCCUUGAUAAUGAAAAUAAACUGGCGGCAACGAUUAAAACCGACGUUUCGAAGAAAUCUGAGACCGAUCGCGGUAAAAAUACAUCGGAAACGUUCAAAAAUCCAACUUUCUCUCCUAACAAUCGUUCGUCUAAUUUAACUAAAUUGGUUCAAGAACAAAAUAAUUCAACUGUAAAACAAAAGUCAAUCUUCUCUUACACGAUGCCACCUAGACAAACUAACUCGGUUAUUAUCGAAGAACUGCCCAGUGAAUCUAAGAACAAUAGUUCUGCUAAUGUAAAAGCGAUAUCAAACGAAACUGUUGCAAAUAAAAAUAAUUCUAAUACAAAAAGCAACAGUAAAAGUAAAGUGUCCGAUGAUAAACAAGUGAAAUCGUCGAAUUACACUUUGUCGUCGCCGAGGAAAAUAGAAGUGGCUGAUAAAUAUGAAAAUAAAACUAGUAAAGAGGAAAAAUAUUUUCCUAAGAAUUUUAAUAAUAUCGAAAAUGGAUACGAGUUCAUGCGAACGUGGCGGUCAUUGCAGAAUGAUACUGAUUUAAUAGUGCACGCGCAAUUAUUGCGAUCAUUAAAUAUCGAUAAAUUAAGUUCAGUUUUAGGUAACGAGUUGGAUGGAAAUAUGUUUAGUACCAUUUUGCGCUGUUUGGAGCAGCAUUUUUGCACAUCCAACGACAGAGAGCUGUUAAAUAAUUUUUUAAAAUCGUUCAGCCAAGUGAAACGUUUUUCAAUUGUGAACAUGUUUAUGAAUACCGAAGAUAAACGAGUUGUCAAAAACAUAUUGAAUUUCUUAGAAGAGCAUGGAAUGUCAGAAGUUUCGUCACUGCGACAAAUUUAUUGCAUCUAA
Habropoda laboriosa is the source of this 2106-nucleotide messenger RNA. It is a transcript of the gene Spag1, whose product is annotated as RNA polymerase II-associated protein 3. Gene Ontology annotation, molecular function: heat shock protein binding. Gene Ontology annotation, cellular component: cytosol; mitochondrion. The transcript is spliced from 11 exons. Lineage: Eukaryota; Metazoa; Arthropoda; Insecta; Hymenoptera; Apidae. The record is from RefSeq and is a predicted model, not a curated record.